AUGAAGACAGUCUGCAUGGUGGGAACUCCAGUGAAUGAAUGGAUUUUUUUCAGCAGAUUUGUUGCUUUUUCGACAUUGGUUUUCGUAAGGAUAGUUACUGGGCUUGCUGGAGAGGGAAGAUCUGUGUGGAAAAAGGACCCUCACUUCAGCCCCGUGAGUGAAACACAGAUGUUUUUGUACGACACCUUCCCCAAAGAGUUUCUCUGGGGUGUAGGAAUGGGGGCUUUCCAGGUGGAAGGCAGCUGGAGGAAGGACGGGAAAGGCUCCUCCAUCUGGGACCGCUUCAUCCACUCGGAGUUCAGGGAUGCUGACAGCACAGACGCCUCCAGUGACAGUGACACCGUGUUGGACAAAGAUUUGUCUGCUCUGGAUUUUUUGGGAGUUACUUUUUACCAGUUCUCAAUUUCGUGGUCAAGGCUUUUUCCCACUGGAGUGGUAGCAGCUCCCAAUGAAAAAGGACUCCAGUAUUAUAACACCCUUAUUGACUCUCUGCUCUACAGAAAUAUUGACCCCGUGGUUACGCUGUACCACUGGGACCUGCCCUUGAUGCUGCAAGAAGAAUAUGGGGGAUGGAAAAAUGAAUCGGUAAUUGAUAUCUUCAAUGACUAUGCCACCUUUUGCUUCCAGACCUUUGGGGAUCGUGUUAAGUAUUGGAUUACAAUCCACAAUCCGUAUUUAGUUGCUUGGCAUGGGUAUGGCACAGGUAUUCAUGCUCCUGGAGAGAGAGGGAAAAUAACAACCGUCUACUCUGUAGGACACAAUUUGAUCAAGGCUCAUGCAAAAGUUUGGCAUAACUACAAAAAACGCUUUCAACCGUAUCAGAAGGGGAUGAUGUCCAUAGUAUUGGGAUCCCACUGGAUUGAACCUAACCGAUCGGAAGGUGCUUUGGGCAUUUCUAAGUGUCAGCAGUCCAUGGAGAGAGUACUCGGAUGGUUUGCUAAACCCAUCCAUGGGGACGGCGAUUAUCCAGAAGAACUGAAAAAUGAAUUCUCAUUUUUGCCACACUUUACUGAGGAUGAAAAAAACUACAUAAAGGGAACAGCUGACUUUUUUGCAUUUUCCUUUGGUCCUAAUAACUUUAAACCUCCAAGCACUCUACCAAAAAUGGGACAAAAUUUGUCACUUAAUUUGAGGGAAGUACUGAACUGGAUUAAACUGGAAUACAACAGUCCUCGAAUCUUGAUUGCAGAGAAUGGCUGGUUCACUGACAGCCAUGUGAAAACAGAUGACACCACAGCCAUCUACAUGAUGAAAAACUUCAUUAAUAAGGUUUUACAAGAUUUUGAGGAGGUUACAUUCCAGUAUUUGGUUUAUGAUAUUUUAAAUACUGCAGUGACACAUCAGGAAAGUCUAGAUGCAGGCUUGGAUUUGGAGGUGUGGAACAG
Molecule: messenger RNA, 1385 nt
Organism: Cariama cristata (Red-legged seriema)
Lineage: Eukaryota; Metazoa; Chordata; Aves; Cariamiformes; Cariamidae
Product: beta-klotho-like
Exons: 4
Biological process (GO): fibroblast growth factor receptor signaling pathway; carbohydrate metabolic process
Molecular function (GO): fibroblast growth factor binding; hydrolase activity, hydrolyzing O-glycosyl compounds; fibroblast growth factor receptor binding
Source: RefSeq, a predicted model, not a curated record